AGUAGGCGAUUUGUUCACAAAAGGUAUAGGCGGGAAUAAUAUUUCGCAAUUUUCUCCCAAAGUCAGUUCAGUUGAUGAAUAAUUGUUCGUGAAAGGCGUGUAAUAAGAAACUUCGAAUGGAUUCACCUAAUAUGACUUUGCUGCAUUCAGCUGGUCCCAUUCAUCCUCCAAAUAUCACCCACCCAAGAAGAGGAAAAGGUAACCGACAUGGUCCUCUACAUGGAAAUCUACAAAGUGAGCGAUUGUCACUGGGAGAAGAAGCAAAACUGCUUUAUUCUCAGGAAAUGGCAGCCAUGCCUAGCAAGACUCCAGUGUCGGUUCUCCAAGAGCUUCUAAGUCGGAGAGGUAUCACUCCCAAAUAUGAACUGGUUCAGAUAGAGGGGGCUAUACAUGAACCCAUAUUCCGCUACAGGGUAUUUUUGAGCAAUGAGCUUGUUGCAACGGGCACUGGUCGUUCCAAGAAGGAUGCUAAACAUGCAGCUGCUAAAAAUUUGCUUGACUUGCUUGUUGGGAACAUGACUCCAGAACAGGCUAAUCAAACUAACGGCACUCCUGGUGCUGCUGAUAUCACCAGUCAAGUAGUGUCGCCUUAUGAUGACAAAGUUAUGGGAAAUCCAAUUGGUUGGCUGCAGGAGAUGUGCAUGAGUCGUCGUUGGCCACCACCAUCUUAUGAAAUGGAACAUGAAGAAGGUCUGCCACAUGAGCGUCAGUUCACAAUUUCUUGCCAGGUAUUGAAGUUCAGAGAAGUUGGAACUGGCAAAUCUAAGAAACUUGCCAAGCGAACUGCUGCCCACAAGAUGUGGCAGGCACUUCAAGAUCUACCUAUGGAAGGUAACAACUUACAAAUUGGAUAUGGCAGUGAAGAGGAUUUGACCAACGUUCAGGCACGAUAUGAGGGACUGAAAGACACUAAAAUCACAAAAUUGGGCAACCAGCACUCACAUAAAGUGUCACAGUUUCAUAAGACUCUCAAAAAUUCACUUGGGAAGAAGCUUGCAGACUUACAGGUAAAGAUAUUUUUGAACAUUUAUAAUACAUUCUUAUUCAUUUAUAAAGUUUAG
This is a messenger RNA of Leptinotarsa decemlineata (Colorado potato beetle), 1061 nucleotides long. Its product is annotated as protein Loquacious. Gene Ontology annotation, molecular function: double-stranded RNA binding; siRNA binding. The record is from RefSeq and is a predicted model, not a curated record. NCBI's taxonomy places the organism in Eukaryota, Metazoa, Arthropoda, Insecta, Coleoptera, Chrysomelidae. Gene Ontology annotation, biological process: regulation of regulatory ncRNA processing; siRNA processing. Gene Ontology annotation, cellular component: cytoplasm; RISC complex; nucleus.